This is a messenger RNA of Symbiodinium pilosum, 3249 nucleotides long. The record is from the annotation of a GenBank genome assembly. NCBI's taxonomy places the organism in Eukaryota, Dinophyceae, Suessiales, Symbiodiniaceae.
AUGUACGAAUCUGAUAGACUUCAGUACAUAGAAUGGGUUUCCUGCGUCAGUCGUCAACACGAGCUGCUCACUGGCCAGAAGAAAGAUUCUUCAGUCUCCUUCGACAACACAGGAGCCCUCAAGAUCAACACCAAGACGGUCUCCCAGCCAUGCGAUGUUUCGACUGACAUGAUGGUCAGGUAUGCGUUGGUCCGCAGGGGCCUGGCUUUGGAACAGGCUAACAUCCUGGCCUACAGCAACCACGACUCCCUCGUCGAGAAAUACAUGGCAGCCAGACUCCUGGAUCCGCCUCCUGGCUAUGCAAGGAUCGGCCUUAAACAGAUCGAGACGGAUGACAGGCAAUUCUUCGUCUUGAUGGCCGAGAAGACCAGGGGCGGCAUAAUGGUCAAAGGUGGGGCCAGGCCGUGCGAUGAUCACUUUGCUUCGGUGCUCUCCUCAUCCGAGUUCUUGCAAUACUUGCGUCACAGACCCCUGGCGGCCGGCGCCAGCAGCGAAGAGCCUCCCGCCAAAGUGCAGCGAACGGGAAAGGGAGAAAAGGGCAAAGGGGGAAAAGGACGCGGUAAGGCGUCCAGCCAGCGUGCCCCUUCGAGCACCAAUAUGCGUGUCCCUGCCGAGUUGCUGGCAAUGGGAUGUGUGGCUUGCGCUCCAAAAGGCCACAGGCUUUGCUUUGACUACAGUCUCGGCAAGUGUCAGCUUCCCACUCAGAACCAGCGCUGCGCCAAAGGCCUCCACCUGUGUGCCAUCAAGUCAUGCCAUAAAGCUUCGUCCGGCGGACCUCUGGUGCGCACAGGGGAGGCGCAGUCUGCUGGCAUCUCUCCCUCGAGCAUGGCGGACCCGCCAGACAAUCCUGUGAUAGAGCCUCCAUCCAAAGUCGCUAAGACUUCGGAUCCGCAUGCCCUGGCAAAUGCUUUGGCUUCGCAGUUUUGCAGUGAGGCAUCCUUUAAUGCUGACAAUGCACUUAAAAUUUUCGCUGCCUGCCCCGAUGAUAAUGUCGUUCCGCUGGCAAGCCGCGUGACUGGAAUCCGUACAGUCUCCAGGUCCAUGCCCGACGUUUGCCAAUUCUUCUGCGCCUGCGUACGUCAGGUUGCACCAUCGUUCCAGUUCACCACUGUGGUCAUAACCCAGGAUAUGAAAAGCCCCGUGCAUCAAGACUGCUUCAACAGCAGCCUACCUAACCUCCUUGUGCCGCUCACGACCUUCACUGGAGGCCAUGUCUUCGUGGAACACCCCGAAGGGCAAGACAAGCACCUCCUAGAUGGCCAGGAGUUUGUAGGAUUUCGGUUAGAUUGUGACCAGGCGCCCUGGUCCUUCGACGCCAAACACUGCCGCCACUUCACCUUGGAUUGGGAAGGCUCUAGAGUAAUGCUUGUUGCAUUCACGGUCGGGCACUUGGCAGGGCUUUCUGAUGCAGAUCAGCAAGAGCUCACAAGUUUGGGAUUCAGUCUUCCCCGUGAAGACGUACAGCGUGGUCCAAAGUUCCUUCCUUUUCGCUACACCAACAAUGACAUCCGUUGUUGCAAUGCAGGCGUUGCAACCGAUACUGCUCCUCGCAUUCCUGUGGUGCCCUCAGCCCCGUACGGGGACCUCCCAGGGGAGGGGCCGCUCUUGAUAGAGAUCUGUGCCGGCAGUGCCUCCCUCAGUCAUGCGGCAGUGCAGCGCGGUUUCUCAGUGAUGCCCAUUGACCACGCGCACAACCGGCGUCGCCCAAAGUGCAAGAUCGUCACUCUAGAUCUUAGCAAGAAGCAUGCAUGGGACAUCCUUGAGUUUGUUAUCAAGAACCGAAAGGUGGUCUUGGCUUUUGCUGCUCCCCCGUGCGGCGCAUGCAGUGCAGCUCGCAACAUAAGGCCAGGUCCGCCGAUUCUUCGAACCAAGCAGUUUCCCUGGGGAGUCCCGUGGGCCUCGCGUACAGACUGGCUGAAGCUUCAGGCUGCCAAUGCCAUAUACCAGUUCUUGGGGGAUUUCAUUCAGCUUUGUGACAAGCACAGUGUCGCUUGGUGCUUGGAGAAUCCCACCAACAGUGCAAUUUGGACGAUCCCAUGCUUCGCAUACGCCUUGGCUCACGGGAUCUUCGCGCACUGCCAAGCAUGUGCCUUCGGAAGUGGCCGAGACAAACGCACUUCCUUCUUGUGUAGCCACAGUGCUAUCGCUCACAUCAGUCGCAUGUGUCCAGGAUGCAGUGUGCGCGAGCCCUGGGGGGUUGACUCCCAGGGCACUUUCAACACAAGCAAAAAAGCAGAAUACCCCCCAGGCAUGUGUCAAGCACUUUGCGACGUUGCAGAAGCGAUUGCAGCCGAGCAACAGUUGCCGCUAGGCGCAGCGCAGCCCGUUCUUGCCAAAGCUCACCGCCAGGCACGCGGACGGCUCCAUCCACAGCUUGUGUCCGAAUACGCUCACAUCCUCAGGCGUACGCUGCCCAGGCUUCCUGCCCUUUCAUCCAAGCAGUGCAUCACUAAUGCCGUCAUUGACGUGCCGUCAGGCUCCAAGCUGAUACGUUCCGAGAAAAAGGGGGAUGGGCUUUGGUUAUGCAUCUUCGGGGUUUACAGGUCCUUUGAUCAAUUCGUCCUCGAAGCACAGAGCCUGCUGCAUCCCUUUGAUACCCUGGCUCAACUCCCCGACUACCUCAUCAAAGCCUUAUUCGAGCAGCUCACUUUGUCUCCUAUGCAGCUUUCCAAGACUCUUCUCCUGCAAGAGAUGGCAGCCGAGAUCGAUUGGCCGGACCGCGACUUCUUCACCGAGCUUAUGGAUGAGCUGAUGUUGCAAUCCCCUUCCCUUAAAGCCAUGAUCCUUGACAGCAUAUCCCGCGCAAGCCCUGGCGAACAUGACGCCGAGCUGUUCGACCUCACCCUCAAGGAAGCAUCCAGCAAAGGCUGGCUCCAGGGCCCGUAUGCCCCUCACCAGUUGGACUCCAUGAUGCACACCUGGCUUCCUGUCAGGAGAUUCUGUGUGGUUCAGAAAGGAAAGCUGCGCGCAAUAGACGACUUUAAGGAAAACCUCCUUAACAACACGUGCUGCGUUGCGGAAAAGAUUGUGUUGCAGGCCAUUGACCAUAUCAUCUGGUCCUUGAACGUCCUGUGCCACUUCUAUCGUUCGAGAGGUGCCUGCGACUUCUCCCUCUCAUCGGGACAACGGCUCGUUGGUCUAGUGCACCCCGACUGGGAGAGGGUAGGCGCAGAACUGAAGGUCUCGUCGAUUGAUCUUAAAUCCGCUUACAAGCAGCUUCCCCUUUCCCCGUGUGAGUACGACAAAACG